AUGGAUGCAUCACUGUACGCAUGGAUGUUGAAUCGCAACACCUGGACACGCAACGGAACUGGUGUGGAUGGAGCAUCAAGAACAACUUCUCGUACACAAGCGGCUAAGAUGCCCGUUCAUGGAUGCUCUCGUCUUUACGUCAAGGGUAGGAUCAUGGGCCACAAGCGCUCGCAGCGCGUUGCCAAGUGCCACACCUCCCUCAUCAAGAUCGAGGGUGUCGAGAAGACCGAGGAUGCCAAGUUCUACUUUGGCAAGCGCGUCGCAUACGUCUACAAGGCCACCAAGGAGGUCCGUGGCUCCAAGAUCCGCGUUCUCUGGGGUCGCAUCACCCGCGCUCACGGCAACUCGGGUGUCGUGCGUGCCAAGUUCGCCCACAACAUCCCUCCCCAGGCUUUCGCCGCCCGUGUCCGUAUCAUGCUCUACCCAUCGAGCAUCUAA
Messenger RNA from Pseudozyma hubeiensis SY62, 438 nucleotides. Its product is annotated as 60S ribosomal protein. Gene Ontology annotation, biological process: cytoplasmic translation; ribosomal large subunit biogenesis. Gene Ontology annotation, cellular component: cytosolic large ribosomal subunit; ribosome. Gene Ontology annotation, molecular function: structural constituent of ribosome. The record is from RefSeq and is a predicted model, not a curated record. Lineage: Eukaryota; Fungi; Basidiomycota; Ustilaginomycetes; Ustilaginales; Ustilaginaceae. The transcript has 2 exons. Bases 1 to 438 code for a protein of 145 amino acids.